AUGGCGGAGACUCUGCUGGGACUGGAGGUCGCCUUCUAUCUCUAUCCCUGCGGCCUCUUUGUCACUUUACUGGCGGCGCAGUCCUUUCAAUUCUACCGGGACCGUCAUGGCGUCACGCGUCAGACCGCGACAGACGAUGAGCAGAAGAAAGCUUCGCGACUGUACGCGCGGAUAAUCUGGGGCUUUCAGCUCAUACUCUCUCUCUUACUCCUUGCCACCAUCAUCCUUGCCGUUCACGGCGCUGUUGCUGGCCAAUACGAUGGGACUGGCGAAGUCGUUUUCCCGUUCAGUGCUUAUCUGGCAUCCUACGUUGCCGUCUUAUUGUACUAUCUAGCUGGCCUACUUCCUGACCCUGAAGGCCCAUGGACGCCAACAUCGGCGCAUUUCUAUGCGUGGAUUGUAGGUGCGCUCUUUGAGGCCUUCAUCGCUGCCGUCUUUUCUUCUGAGAAGAACUCAUUCCGCGUCCACCAUGGUCUUCUCGAUAUUCUGGAUAUCGUGGCCGCUGUUCGAAUCGUUGUGCUGGUAGCGAUGAUGGUCUGUCUCAUUCUGAGAGACUACAAGCUGAAGCCCCUGCAACCCAAGUCGGACCCCGAAGAGAGACAGUCCCUUCUUGGGAAUGGAAAUGGAAACGGAAACGGAGCGUCUCAUAACUACGGCGGCGCCCACCCCCACGGACCUGCUGCUCACAAGCCUCCUGCCAGAACCCAGGUCUCGGGUACGGGAUGGCUUGACUACUUUGCUGGGUUCAGGGUUCUUUUCCCGUAUCUAUGGUAUAGUGACCCUGCUUUCAACCGCUUCGCGGACUUUGCUAACUUAUCGCGCGCCAGGCCUAAAGACUCUCCGGUAUAUCAAGGAAUUGUGGUCGUUUGCAUCAUACUCCUGAUCGGUCAGCGGACUAUCAACGUUUUAGCGCCCAUUCAGCUCGGAACUCUUGUCGACUCCCUCGGCUAUGGCACCAUUCCUUACAAACAAAUUGUUCUCUAUGUCGUCUACCGUGCUCUCCAAGGCAACCAGGGCAUUCUCGGUGCCGCAAGGUCUGUCCUCUGGAUCCCGGUCUCUCAGUCACUCUUCCGCAGACUCUCCUGCGCUGCUUUCGAACACGUGUUGGGGCUUUCUCUGGAGUUCCAUCUGAACAAAAAGAUUGGAGAGGUGACCAGUGCCCUGAGCCGCGGUUCUGCGAUGAACACCUUCCUGGAGAACUUCUGCUUCCAAGUGUUCCCCAUGGUGUUCGAUAUCUUUGUCGCUGGUGUUGUCUUCUUUGCCAAGUAUGACGCCUUCUACACCAUUAUUGUGUUCUUCAUCAUGUGGUCGUACAUCUUCCUGACCAUCUAUGUGGCCAAAUAUCGCGGCAAGCAAAGAAGAGACAUGGCCACCAAGAAUCGUGAGAUGGAAGCUACCAAGACUGACGCCAUCAUGGCAUACGAGACUGUGCAGCACAAUUGCGCAGUUGUGCCCGAAACUGAGAGAUUCAAGGAACAUGUAGUGGUGUACCAACGCGCGGAACGGCUGGUGCAGUGGUCCCUCAACUUUCUCAACCUUACACAGAGUUCUAUUUUCUCUCUUGGCACUGCUUUGCUUGUCGCAGUCUCUGCCUACAAGAUUUCACGGGGCGAGCAGAGUGUUGGCGAUUUCGUCAGCUUGAUCAACUACUUUGUACAACUGCAGGGUCCACUGAAUUUUUUCGGAACUUACUACACCAUGCUGCAAAACAAUCUUAUUGAGGCAGAGCGAAUGCUGGAGCUGUUCAAAGAAACGUCUGGCAUUGUGGAGAAGCCCGACGCCGUCACCCUGCCCGCCGUCAAGGGAGAGGUCGCAUUCAAUAACGUCAAAUUCUCUUACCAGAGCAAAAAGGGCGAACCCGCGAUCAACGGUGUCAGCUUCACUGUUGCCCCGGGCACCAAGACCGCCAUUGUUGGAGAGUCUGGCAGCGGCAAGUCAACCUGCCUGAAGCUUCUUUUCCGCUUCUACGAUAUCAAUGAAGGAUCAAUCACUGUCGACGGCCACGACUUGAAGGAUCUGAAGCUCGACAGCCUACGGAAGAACAUUGGCGUUGUGCCUCAGGACACUGUACUUUUCAAUGCGACCAUUAUGUACAACCUGCUCUACGCCGACCGGAAUGCCUCUCAAGCCGACGUAUACGAGGCAUGCAAGGCUGCCAAUAUCCACGAUCGCAUUCUCGCAUUUCCCGAUGGAUACGACACCAAGGUCGGAGAACGCGGACUCAAACUCUCCGGAGGCGAGCGACAGAGAAUUGCCAUCGCGAGAGCGAUUCUGAAGGACGCUCGCAUCUUGUUGCUUGACGAAGCCACGGCAUCUCUGGACUCGCACACCGAGAGGCAGAUCCAAGACGCCCUGGAGCGUGUCACUGCGGGUCGUACGACGAUCACCAUCGCCCACCGGCUCUCCACCAUCACCACAUCCGAUCAGAUCGUGGUGCUCCACAAGGGAAAUGUCGUUGAGCGUGGCACGCACGCCGAGCUGUUGGCGCUCGGAGGCCGAUACCAUGCCAUGUGGGAGAAACAGACCACCAUUGAGAAGAAGAAUAUUGAAAAGGUGGAGAAGGAAGGAGAGUCUUCGGAAACUGCAUCCCAGCAGUAA
Messenger RNA from Colletotrichum abscissum, 2598 nucleotides. Its product is annotated as ABC transporter. The transcript has 4 exons. Gene Ontology annotation, molecular function: ATP binding; ABC-type transporter activity; ATP hydrolysis activity. The record is from RefSeq and is a predicted model, not a curated record. Gene Ontology annotation, biological process: transmembrane transport. Gene Ontology annotation, cellular component: vacuolar membrane. Lineage: Eukaryota; Fungi; Ascomycota; Sordariomycetes; Glomerellales; Glomerellaceae. The coding region runs from base 1 to 2598 and encodes 865 amino acids.